CGGUCUGCGGCUAGCUUUGGUCUGAGCUAGGUUUGCGAGUCUCGGAAUUCCCUGCGAUGGCCACUACUUGCUUAACACCAUGUCCCUGUUCAUCAUCUUCUCUGGCCUCCAAAACCAUCUCAAGAACCAGAGUAAUCCAACCCUUCUUGUCUUCUUCUAUUCGCUUUCGCUACCCAAAGCUUUCGUGCUCCCUUGUCCCCCUGUUUAUCCCCAUUUCUCACUUCUCUCAACCAUUUGCUUCUUCUUCUUAUCUCUUCUGCCACACCACCCACAAGACUAGCCUCAUCACUGUCUCAGCCCUAGUAGAAGAGGAACCACUCGCUGAGACUCUACCGGAAGACGAAGAAGCGAACGCCGACGAUUUGGCACCCAAGAACCUAAUUAGACCAUGUGAGCUCUAUGUUUGUAAUCUUCCUAGAAGUUGCGACAUUUCAGAGCUUCUUCAUAUCUUCAAACCUUAUGGAACUGUUCAGUCAGUAGAGGUUUCCAGGAAUGCGGAAACGGGCAUAAGUAGAGGAUGUGGUUAUGUCACAAUGAGCUCAAUGGAUGAAGCAAAAACUGCAAUAUCUGCUUUGGAUGGCUCUGAUGUAGGUGGACGUGAAAUGAGGGUUAGGUUUUCGGUUGAUGUGAAUAGUACUACGAGGAAGCUUGAGGCAUUGAAUUCAACACCCAAGAAGAAUUUGAUAUUUGAAAGUCCUUAUAAAAUUUAUGUUGGCAAUCUUGCCUGGUCUGUCAAACCUGAGGAUUUGAGAAAUCAUUUUAGCCAAUUUGGAACAGUUGUUAGUGCAAGGGUGUUGUAUGACCGUAAAGGGGGAAAGAGCCGCGUUUACGGCUUUCUUUCCUUUUCCUCGGAUGCUGAAUCUGAGGCUGCAAUGUCUUUGAAUGGAACAGACUUUCAUGGCAGGACACUACUAGUCAGAGAAAUUUUUAACAGGACUGAGUCUUGACUCAAGUUUCACAUGCUUUUGAUGUUCAUCAUAAACAAUGCUCUUAUAAAUAUUAGAAGAGUCUGAGCAUAGGAUGAGGAAAAG
Molecule: messenger RNA, 1031 nt
Organism: Cornus florida
Lineage: Eukaryota; Viridiplantae; Streptophyta; Magnoliopsida; Cornales; Cornaceae
Product: 28 kDa ribonucleoprotein, chloroplastic
Exons: 4
Coding region: 57-947 (296 amino acids)
Cellular component (GO): cytosol
Molecular function (GO): mRNA binding
Source: RefSeq, a predicted model, not a curated record